AUGGAUUUCCUGGUUCUCUUCUUCUUCUACCUGGCCCUUUUGCUGACCGGUGGUGUUCUGAUUUGCAUCUGCUCAAGGUCCCAGUACUGGAAAGGCCUGGUCGGGAAAGGAGCACAGGUAAUUUCCUGUCUAAUUCCAGAAUGCCUUCAGAGACCUGUGCAAAGACUGCUUCAUUACCUCUUUCAUUCACGAAACCCCACCUUCAUUGUCUUGCACCUCGUCUUGCAAGGGCUGGUUUACACCGAGUUCACCUGGGAGAUUUUUGGCUACUGCCGAGAACUGGACUUCUCUGUGUCUUACCUUCUUCUACCCUACCUGCUGCUGUUUGUGAACCUGCUCUUUUUCGCCCUAAGUUGUGGUAGCAACCCAGGAACCAUCACAAAAGCCAACGAACUCUUGCUUCUCCAAGUUUACAAAUUUGAUGAAGUAAUGUUUCCGAAGAACGUGAGGUGUCCCACUUGUGACUUAAGGAAGCCGGCUCGAUCCAAGCACUGCAGGGUGUGUAACAGGUGUGUGCACCGUUUCGACCAUCACUGUGUCUGGGUGAACAACUGCAUCGGGGCCUGGAACACCAGAUACUUCCUCAUCUACCUCAUGACGCUGACAGCCUCGGCGGCCACCAUAGCCACAUUAAGCACAGCAUUUCUAGUCCAGGUGGUAUUCUUCUCGGAUCUCUACCUGGAGACCUACAUUGAUGACCGUGGACACUCCCGGGUUGUUGACAUCGUUUUUCUUGUUCAGUACCUGUUCCUGCUCUUCCCAAGGAUCAUCUUCCUGCUGGGUUUUGUGGUCAUGCUCAGCUUCCUCCUGGGAGGCUACCUGUGUUUUGCUCUGUACCUGGCUGCCACCAACCAGACCACUAAUGAGUGGUACAGAGCUGGCCGGACCCCAGGCCAGCACUGCUGCCACCAGGCACCACCCUCAUCCACCACGCCCCAAAUUUUCCAGAACAUGCACUCCCAUGGAAUUUGGAGCAAUCUUCGAGAGAUCUUCCUCCCUGCUACAUGUUAUGAGAAAAAGAAGAAAUAA
This is a messenger RNA of Chrysochloris asiatica (Cape golden mole), 1029 nucleotides long. RefSeq names its product zinc finger, DHHC-type containing 4 (gene ZDHHC4). Gene Ontology annotation, molecular function: protein-cysteine S-palmitoyltransferase activity. The transcript has 6 exons. NCBI's taxonomy places the organism in Eukaryota, Metazoa, Chordata, Mammalia, Afrosoricida, Chrysochloridae. Bases 1 to 1029 code for a protein of 342 amino acids. Gene Ontology annotation, cellular component: endoplasmic reticulum; Golgi apparatus. Gene Ontology annotation, biological process: protein targeting to membrane; peptidyl-L-cysteine S-palmitoylation. The record is from RefSeq and is a predicted model, not a curated record.